CCAAAGAUGGAGUACGUGGGCUUUGCCAGCAGAGCACUGCAAAGCCAGCCGCACAAGAAACAGAGGAGGAGCAACAGCAACAACUCCAGUUGCCAGUUUGCCACAAGAGCAGCGUCUUCCCGUCUCCGCCUCUCCUACUCUCCCGGAAUAUACUCCGUCCUGGCCAACCCAACCUCCCGCGCUCUCCCUUUGCCGCCGACCAUGGCGGCGGCGGCGGCGACAGAGGAGGGGCGGCCGGCGACCAAGUACGUGCUGAUUACCGGCGGGGUCGUCAGCGGCCUCGGCAAGGGCGUCACUGCCAGCAGCGUAGGCGUCGUCCUCAAGUCCUGCGGCCUCCGCGUCACCUGCAUCAAGAUCGAUCCGUACUUAAAUACAGAUGCUGGGACUAUGUCUCCCUUUGAGCACGGUGAAGUAUUUGUGCUUGACGAUGGUGGAGAGGUAGACUUGGAUUUAGGAAACUAUGAGCGUUUCUUGGAUGUCACUCUGACGAGGGAAAAUAACAUUACCACUGGAAAGAUUUAUCAGUCUGUCAUUGAGAAGGAGAGAAAGGGUGACUAUCUUGGAAAGACGGUCCAGGUUGUUCCUCAUGUAACUGAUGAAAUAAAAAACUGGAUACAAUCAGUGUCCUCUGUUCCUGUGGAUGGGCAGGCUCGUCCAGCUGAUGUUUGUGUCAUUGAAUUGGGAGGCACUGUAGGUGAUAUUGAAUCAAUGCCAUUUAUUGAAGCUCUACGCCAGUUGUCAUUUUCUCUUGGUAAGGACAAUUUCUGCCUCAUACAUGUGAGCCUUGUUCCAGUACUGGGUGUAGUUGGUGAGCAAAAAACUAAGCCAACACAGCACAGUGUACGGGAAUUAAGGGCCUUGGGUCUGACUCCUGAUCUUCUAGCAUGCCGAUCAGCACAGCCACUAAUAGGAUCCGUAAAGGAGAAGCUUUCACAAUUUUGUCAUGUACCGGUUGAGAAUAUACUUGACAUCCACGAUGUUCCAAAUAUAUGGCAUGUUCCCCUUAUUCUUAGAAACCAAAAGGCGCAUGAGGCUAUAAUCAAACAACUAAACCUUGCCAGGUCCGCUGGACCCCCUGAAUUAGGAGAUUGGACGCAGAUGGCCGAGUCAUAUGAUAACCUCAGCAACUCUGUAAGUAUUGUUAUACAGCUCUUGACUCUUUAUCAAUUUCCUGGCGCAGAUGUUUUUCUUUUGAUGAAUAUUGAUAUCAUGCAGGUUAAAAUUGCUUUGGUUGGGAAGUACAAUAAUCUGACAGAUUCUUACCUGUCAGUGGUGAAGGCUCUUCUACAUUCCAGUGUCGCAUGUUCACUGAAACCUUCUAUCCAGUGGGUUGCAGCUUCAGAUCUUGAAGAUGCAGCUGCAACAAAUGCACCAGAUGCCCAUGCUAAAGCUUGGGAAACUCUUAAGGGCUCCUCGUGCAUUUUGAUACCUGGAGGAUUUGGCGACCGUGGAAUAUCUGGGAUGAUAUUGGCUGCAAAAUAUGCUCGUGAGAACAAAGUUCCGUACCUUGGCAUAUGCUUGGGAAUGCAGAUAUCAGUGAUUGAGAUGUCUAGACAUGUUUUGGGCCUGGGAGAUGCAGACAGUGAAGAGUUCAACACAGACACACCAGAUCGUGUUGUUAUGUACAUGCCUGAGGUAUCAAAAACACACAUGGGAAACACGAUGAGGUUGGGCUGCCGGAGAACAUUCUUCCGCAAACCAGACUGUCUUACAUCAAAACUGUAUGGAAGUCCUCCACAUGUAGAUGAGCGCCAUCGUCACAGAUAUGAGGUCAAUCCUAGCUUUGUUCCUAUGCUUGAGAAGGCAGGCCUCCAGUUUGUUGGUUGCGAUGAAAGUGGAAACAGGAUGGAGAUUGUAGAGCUACAAGACCACCCAUUUUACAUAGGUGUUCAGUAUCAUCCAGAGUUCAAGUCAAGGCCUCGAAGACCGUCGCCUCCAUUUACAGGACUGAUAUUGGCAGCGACUGAACACGUAAGAACACUUGCAAAUAUCUCCAAUGGUGGUGCUGGAGCUUCUGAGUAGUGUCAUUUGCACACCACCAGAUGGAUAUCGCCCUGUACAUCUGCAGUUCAAGCAUCUGCUUAUCAAUGACGCAGUUUCCAUCAUACGGUCAUGUACCAGGAUUUACCUAAGCUGAGAUAUUAGCCUUUUCGUAGGAAGUAGCUAAGCUGAUCAUCAUCAUCAUACAAUGCUUGUUCUGAGAUUACGAUGCUGAACACUAGUCGAUUUCAUUGGAGGUAUAUCGUCUGUGUACAAGCAAAGUUUGACUUGGCCCAUUUUAUUAGCAUGAUAUGCUGGCAUGCGAAACUGUGGUGAAAUAGAUGAUAACUUGUUUCGAUAAUUUGUCAUUCAAAGUUUUUUCUUCUCCCA
Messenger RNA from Lolium rigidum, 2370 nucleotides. RefSeq names its product CTP synthase-like. Bases 7 to 2022 code for a protein of 671 amino acids. NCBI's taxonomy places the organism in Eukaryota, Viridiplantae, Streptophyta, Magnoliopsida, Poales, Poaceae. Gene Ontology annotation, molecular function: CTP synthase activity; identical protein binding. The record is from RefSeq and is a predicted model, not a curated record. The transcript has 22 exons. Gene Ontology annotation, biological process: CTP biosynthetic process; pyrimidine nucleobase biosynthetic process.